Molecule: messenger RNA, 1728 nt
Organism: Ascochyta rabiei
Lineage: Eukaryota; Fungi; Ascomycota; Dothideomycetes; Pleosporales; Didymellaceae
Exons: 4
Coding region: 1-1728 (575 amino acids)
Molecular function (GO): NADP binding; flavin adenine dinucleotide binding; N,N-dimethylaniline monooxygenase activity
Source: RefSeq, a predicted model, not a curated record
AUGGAGUCCUUCGAUUUGGUUAUUGUGGGCGCAGGCAUCCAUGGCCUGAUUACCUUGAAGACUUAUCACGAUAUCCAUCCGGAUGGUUCGAUAUUGGUUAUUGAUAAAGAAAGAUCGCUAGGGGGAGUGUGGGCCAAGGACAGGUUAUACCCAGGCCUGCACACGAACAAUCACUUCCGAACUUUUGAGUUCAGCGACUAUCCUAUGAAGACCGAUGGCUUCAACCUGGCUGAUGAUCACAUACCUGGAGAGCAUGUCAACGAGUACCUCUGCGACUUUGCAAAAAGAUUUGAUCUCUUAAAAUUUGUGCGCUUCAAUACUAGUGUUGAACUGGCCGUCGACAAUGGACUCGCAGGAUGGACGCUGACAGUAGCUGGGUUUUCCAAUAACGAGGGGACAAAGAUGGCUAUCAAAACAUCCAGGCUCAUCGUGGCUACCGGACUGACCUCAGAGCCUUUCAUGCCCACGCUUCGCGGAAGAGAUGCAUUCGAAGCCCCGAUUUAUCAUACCAGCGAAUUUGCUAGAAUUGAAGGUGGUCUUGGAAGCUUCAACAAAGUCGUGUUGCUCAGUGGUGCAAAGUUCUCUUGGGACAUUGCAUGUGCAUACGCUUCAGCAGGCGUAAAAGUUGAAUGGAUCAUUCGUGAAUCCGGACACGGACCAUGCUGGAUGACGCCUCCUAGGCUUACACCUCUCAAAAUUAUCCCCGAGCUGCUUCUGCAAACAAGGCUGAUUACCUGGCUCAGUCCCUGUAUCUGGGACGAUGGCUUCUCCUUCAUUCGAAACUUUUUCCAGCAACACUGGCUCGGCCGCAAGAUCGCGGACAAGUUUUUCGCGAAGAUGCAGCACAGUAUUGAAGAAAGCAACAAGUAUCACGAAAACCCAGAAACAGCCAAAUUGCACCCGUGGGAUGAUGUGUUCUUUAUUGGUACCAAUAGGGGCUUGUUGAACUACGAUGUCGACUUCUUCGAGUUUGUACGGAACGGCUCGAUCCAAGUUCACAUUGCGGAUAUCACGAGACUCACGCGCAGAGCUGUGCACCUGUCUAACGGCGAUGUUAUCGAAGCGGAUGUCCUCAUAUGUGGAACAGGGUGGAAAGAUACUCCACAGAUUGACUUUGUGACAGAGAGGGAACUUGGUCUUCCAGGUCACUUGCCAUUGUCUGUGCAGCCAUACAUUGCAGCAGCUGAUUCUACGAUUCUUGAAACUUGCCCAAAGCUCAAGAACCAGCCACCGUCUCGGAAAAUCAGACCAAUGGUCGAAGAUGCUGUAGAGGCAAUCCUGGAACCUUAUCGUCUGCACCGGUUCAUGGUGCCUCCAGCUUUCAUUGACAACCGCACACUCGCUUUUGCAGGCGCGUAUCGUAGUCCAGCGACGACCCUUAUAGCCCAGACGCAAGCACUCUGGAUCACAGCAUUUUUCGAUAACCAGAUCCCAGACCUUGAAGCAGGCUUUGAACUCAAUUCGGACCGCAUAAUGUACGAGACAGUCUUGCACACCCAGUUUGGAAAGUGGCGCUACAGCAAAGGUUUUGGCGCUCGAUUCCCAGAGCUGUGGUUUGACUGUCUGCCCUACGUCGAUCUACUUUUGAAAGAUGUUGGGGUACCAAACCAGAGGAAAAAAAGCUGGUGGGCUGAGCGGUUCACACCAUAUAUGCCAGCAGACUACAUCGGCAUCGUUGACGAUUACAUGGCUCUCAAUGCGAGACGUUCUGUCCUAAGGCACAAAUGA